Messenger RNA from Desarmillaria tabescens, 3072 nucleotides. RefSeq names its product kinesin heavy chain. The coding region runs from base 129 to 2996 and encodes 955 amino acids. Lineage: Eukaryota; Fungi; Basidiomycota; Agaricomycetes; Agaricales; Physalacriaceae. The transcript has 17 exons. The record is from RefSeq and is a predicted model, not a curated record. Gene Ontology annotation, biological process: microtubule-based movement. Gene Ontology annotation, molecular function: ATP binding; microtubule binding; microtubule motor activity.
CUUUGAUCCCAAUCGCCUUUCCGUCACUCACGCCCCUUGCAUCCGCUCUGUUUCCUUCUUUAACAUUUAUUGUCUCUUCUGCAUUCUUUAUUCUUUAGAGCGGCCCCUGUAAUAGAGUUGGUCCCGCCAUGGCCACCACGGGCAACAACAUCAAAGUUGUUUGUCGAUUUCGACCUCCCAACGCGAUAGAACAACGUGAAGGCGGAGAAAACGUUGUCGCGUUCGAUGACAAUCUCACCACAGUUAAAUUACGGUCGACCUCACUCACGUCGGGUCCCGAGAAGGAUGGUUUUACUUUCGACAGAGUCUUUCCAAUGGGAACGAAGCAGCACGAGGUAUUUGACUAUGGCGUGAAGGAAUACAAUGUCCUAGAUGGGUACAAUGGUACCGUCUUCGCCUACGGCCAAACGGGGAGCGGGAAGACUUUUACUAUGAUGGGUGCUGACAUUGACUCUGAUGAACUCAAGGGUAUAAUUCCUCGAAUCACUGAACAAAUCUUCCAGUCCAUCGUAGAGAGCGACGCACACUUAGAAUACCUCGUCAAAGCGUCGUACAUGGAAAUUUACUUGGAGAAAAUCCGUGAUUUGCUGGCCCCUCAGAACGAUAAUCUACAAGUUCAUGAAGAGAAGUCAAAAGGUGUAUACGUCAAGAACCUGUCCGACUACUAUGUCAGUAGUGCAAGAGAGGUGUAUGAAAUAAUGCGAACUGGUGGUGAAGCACGAGUUGUAUCAUCAACAAACAUGAAUGCCGAAUCGUCUCGGUCUCACAGUAUUUUCCUCAUUACUAUCGAGCAACGCAAUACGGAGACCGGCGCUCGGAAGACCGGAAAUCUUUACCUUGUCGAUCUUGCCUGGACAGGCGCUUCUGGCCAGACGUUGGAGGAGGCAAAGAAAAUUAAUAAAUCUUUGUCUGCUCUUGGCAUGGUUAUCAAUGCUUUGACUGAUGCGAAGGUCAAAUACAUCCCCUACCGUGACUCCAAACUUACGCGCAUCCUUCAAGAGUCGCUUGGAGGAAAUUCACGCACCACCCUCAUCAUUAACUGUUCACCGUCAUCUUACAACGAAGCCGAAACUUUGUCUACGUUACGUUUUGGUAUCCGAGCAAAGUCGAUCAAGAACUCUGCCCGUGUCAACGCCGAACUGUCGCCUUUGGAACUCAAGGGACUUCUCAGUAAAGCGCAGGCUGCCAACGCAUCGUACCAGAAAUAUAUCGCCGCCCUUGAAGCAGAGCUUGCUAUCUGGCGUUCUGGCGGACAUGUCGAAGAGGUGGAGUGGGCCACGCCAGGAAAACAUGGCGCACCUGCAGCACCUGCCACAGCACCUACAAAGAAGACUCCUUCAUCUUCAUCGCCGUCAACUCCGGCUUCCUUAUCACGCAGUUUGACGCCAGUUCCUGUCAACCCCGCUAUAGAGGGAUUGCGAUCUGACGAUAGCCGUCCUCAAACGCCAACCGUAGUUGGUCUAGAUAAGGACGAGCGCGAGGACUUUUUGAGGAGAGAGAAUGAGAUCAGUGACCAACUGGCCGAGAGGGAGAGCUCUUUAGUCGCAGCAGAGAAGCUCGUCAAGGAGUUGAAAGAAGAGCUUGCGUUUUUGAAGGAACAGGAAGCUGCCGUCAACAAGGAGAACAAGUCGAUGUCUAGUCAGAUCAAUGAGCUCAGACUGCAAGUUGAACGAUUAGAUUACGACAACAAAGAGGAUGUCAUUACAAUAGACAUCCUCAAGGAACAGAAUGCGGAUAGCAAGAACGAACUGGAGGAACUGAAGAAGCAGAUUGCGGAACUCAAGUCUGCGCAGAAAGAAUCAUCUGCUGAAGACAAGGAGAAACGCAAGCAGGAAAAGAUGGCGCUGAUGAUGGCGAAAUUCGAUACUCAAGGUGCCUUUUCCGAGAAAGAUGAUCAAUUGCGGCAGAUUCUCGCGAAGUUAGAUGCCGCUGACUCUGUUUCCUCACUAACGGCGGAUGAUCUCACGGCAAUUAGAAGGCAAUUGGCCGAAGGCCAAAGCCUCGUUAGAGAGACCGUUGACCGACUUAGACAGAGUCAGGAGGAAAACGAAAUGAUCAUACGCAGGAGAGAUGAACUAGAAAGUCGUGUUGCCUCUUUGGAAACUGAAUACGAAGAACUUCUUGAGAAGACCAUCCAUGACGAAGAAACCAGUAAUGUUGACAUUGCAGAGUCUAUGGCUGAUCUCAAGAACAAACUCGAGGCACAAUAUGCGGCGAAACGUGAUGCUCAUCUGAGCGAAGUCGUAGAUCUUAAGCAACAGCUUGACAUGAGAGCGAACGAGGUCCGAAGUUUGAAUGCUUCCAUUGAGAGUUUGAAGAGUGUCAACGAGGAACUUAAGCGCGCCUUUGCCGUAACAUCCGCCGGUAUUGAAGGUGGCAAGAACCUUGCCGAGAGCGCCCAAGAUCUCGAACGCACACGAAAGGCCAUCAACGUUCAAUUAGCGGAAUUCGAUGGUGUCAAGAAGUCUCUCAUGCGAGAUUUGCAAAAUCGGUGUGAGAAGGUCGUUGAGCUGGAAAUCCAGUUGGACGAGAUCAAGGAGCAAUAUAACAACGUCAUUCGGAAUAGUAAUAGCAAAGCCCAGCAGAAGAAGAUGGCUUUCUUAGAACGCAAUUUAGAGCAAUUGACACUGGUACAGAAACAGCUUGUUGAUCAGAACUCCUCCCUGAAGAAGGAGGCUGGAAUUGCAGAACGCAAGUUGCUUGCACGAAACGAGCGGAUACAGAAUUUGGAAGCCCUCCUUCAAGACGCUGACCGAAGAUUAUCCGUGCAGAACCAGAAAUUCGAGGCACAGCUUCAAGCUGUUAAGGAGCGAUUAGAUCAGGCUCGCGCACAAAAGGCGGCGACAACGUCUUCGUUAACUUUCGGUCGUAUCGCUAAGCCUCUAAGAGGUGGGGGUGGGACUGCGCCUCCGACAUCAGUGCCUGUGCCCAUCAGUGGAGGUGGUGGCUCCAAUGCCAACCCAUUGGCUAGACUCCAGAACGAAGAAACAGGGUAAGUUGGAUCAUCUAUAUCUUGGUCCGAACAACAUUAACCGUCAUUGGCAUUCGCCGUUCGCUUUGACAGUUCCGGAG